GGGGGGAGACGGUCAGCUCGGAGGGAGCGAAACGGAGCGCCGCGUCGCUCCAGCUGGGGGCGCGGGGAGGCGGCAGUGAGGGGCUGUGUCAUUGACAGCGCAGGCAAGCGGCGAGGAGCGCGGCAUGAGGCACGGGCUAGCCAGCCGGGAGAGAGGCGCGCGGAGCUGGCCCCGGAGCCUGGCGCUGGCUCGCCCCGCAGGCUCGGCUGGAGCUCCCGCUCGGGCGCCGCUGGUCUCCCCGCGCCCCGAACUGGAAGAAGCGGCUUGCCCAGGGCGAGAAGAGCGGCAGAGCCCGUUGGUGUGACUCGGGAGGAGGAGAGGAGGGAGCGGCAGGUGGAUUGGGCAGGGAGAGGAACAACUUCAGCCGGAGACUGGAGGGAGGGGGAAACCCAGUUCGAAAGGAGAAGGCGCUUGGUCCAGCUGCUCCGCUUGGUUUUCGCCCCCCCCCAAAGAAAGCGGGGAGGGUUGGGAGAGGCGCCGGGACAAGCACCUUUCCCCCCUUCAGGGCACCUAAAAGCAGCGCCCAGCACCCAAAGCAGACAGGCACGCAGAAGCCCGUGGUUUGUGGUUUGCCCCUGCCUUUGCCUUACAUCCCAGCAAGGUAGGCCGGGGUGGCUGAGUUUGGAGGCGGGCAGCCCUGGAGAAGAGGCCAGUGGCCCCGGGGCAAAGAUGUGCCUUUGGUGAGGGUUAGGAAAGUGUAACUCCUGACAGAGCUGUGUGGCAAGGGGACAGGUCUGGACUGGAUUAAAUCAGAAUUUUAAAAAAGAAAAAAAAACCCGGAGGGACACACACACACAUCCACUGACUGGGUAAAGGAGCUGAUAAAAUGUCACGGAAUGCAAUUUAAUCUAAAAGAGGGGAUAAAUAGGACAGCUUCUUUGGGGAUUAAAGAAAUAACAAACGCGAGCCUCGCCAGGAAGUUGUAGGAAGGAAAAUUAAUCGCAGCUCAGCGUGUAUAAGCGGGCACAAAUAUUGUGUAGCCGUGCCCUUUGCUAGCAUUGAACUGCAUCAAGGUAACAAAAGCCCAAUCUGAAAAAAGUGACAUUCCUAGAGUAGGAGGCACAUCGCCCUUAAAACGCUGCCAGAGAGUGGAAUUUCAAAAACAGAAAGGCCCGUCAAGGUGGUUUGUUUGUGUGUAUUGCACAAUGGGAAAGGAAUUGGAAAGGUUACUGGACUUUUUCUGGAUCCUCUAAGAAAUGGCAUCCAUAGACAGAUGGACACACUUCUCUGCUUAGGAGGCCUGGCUUCUGUUUUUCUCCAGAGGAUUUGGUUCUGAAUUUGAAGUCUGCUUGAGUGAACUCAGUUUCUGGUUCGACGUACUGGACCAUGCUGGCAUCCUUUUUCAGCUAAGGAGUUGGGGUUCUGUAUGACCCUAUGCCGGCCAGGAAAAAAUACAUUUUCAUGACUUUCUUUGCCACGUGGCUUCUGCUUUUUUUCUUUGGAGGAGACCAGCUGAGGCGCCUCGUCUUCAUCAAGAAAUCUGGAGCGCCGAGGAGUUGGCCCCGCUGGGCUGAUGGGUUUCUCUUGAAGAGCUUUGCGGAUCCUGAAGAGCUCCAGGGUGAUGACAGGGACCACUAUGACCAGUCCCCCAAAGCUCGGCGAGAGUUGAGACGAAACAUCUACAAGCACAGCGGGUGCCGCAUGGAGACCUGCUUUGACUUUUCCAAAUGCAGGGAACAUGGAUUCAAGGUCUUUGUCUAUCCCUUGGAAAGCGGGGACCCUGUGUCGCAAAGUUACCUCAAAAUCAUCACCUCUAUUGAAGAGUCGUCGUAUUACACGCCCAAUCCUGAGGAAGCGUGCCUCUUUGUCCUGAACGUUGACACGCUUGAUCGGGACCAUCUCUCAAUCCAGUAUGUGCAUGACCUCAGUGAAAAAAUCCAAGGCUUCCCUCUAUGGAACGAUGGCCGGAACCACCUGAUCUUUAACCUUUAUUCGGGCACCUGGCCUAACUAUACCGAAGAUUUGGGCUUUGACAUUGGCCAGGCAAUCCUUGCCAAAGCAAGCUUUUAUAAUGAGAACUUCCGGCCGGGCUUUGACAUUUCUAUCCCUUUGUUUUCAAAGGACCAUCCCCAGAAAGGAGGGGAGAGAGGCUGGCUGCAUAAAACCUCUCUCCCGCCAAAGAAAAAGUACCUUUUGGUUUUCAAAGGGAAAAGGUACCUGACAGGCAUUGGCUCUGAUACCAGGAAUGCGCUCCACCAUAUCCACAAUGGCAAGGACAUCAUUUCACUGACCACGUGCAAGCACGGCAAAGAUUGGGAGAAGCACAAGGACCAACGCUGUGACAAGGACAAUACGGACUAUGAGAAGUUUGACUACCAGGAACUCCUGCACAACUCCACCUUCUGCAUCAUUCCCCGAGGGAGGCGCUUGGGAUCCUUCCGGUUCCUGGAAGCAUUGCAGGCUGCCUGCAUCCCAGUGCUGCUCAGCAAUGGCUGGGAGCUGCCGUUCUCGGAGGUGAUCGACUGGAGUAAAUCGGCCAUUGUAGGGGACGAGAGGCUCCUUCUGCAGAUCCCGUCCACUGUCCGAUGUCUCCACAGUGACAAGAUCUUGGCCUUCCAGCAACAAACCCAGUUCCUGUGGGAAGCGUAUUUCUCUUCUGUGGAAAAGAUUGUGCAAACCACGCUUGAGAUCAUUAAAGAUCGGAUAUUUCAUCAGGCGUCCCACCCGAUGUUCUUCUGGAACACGCUGCCAGGCGGGCUGCUGGCAUUGCCGGAAUACUCCACCCAUCUCAGCGAUUUCCCGUUCUACUACCUGCAGCAUGGAUCCAGCCCUUCCAGCAAGUUUACAGCUGUCAUCCGGGCCGUUUCGCCGAUCGUCUCACUCUCUCAGCCUAUCCUUAAGCUCAUUCAAGCGGUCUCCAGAUCUCCUUACUGCGCCCAGAUUGUAGUUUUAUGGAGCUGUGAGAAACCACCCCCCCUGAGCAGCAAAUGGCCACAGGUUGCUGUUCCUUUGACCAUCAUCCACUCCAGCGGCAGAGUCAGCGACCGGUUUUUGCCUUACUCAGCUAUUGAGACCGAUGCGGUGCUAAGUCUCGAUGAACACACCAGCCUUUCCACCGGUGAGGUUGACUUUGCCUUUAUAGUGUGGAGAAGCUUCCCUGACCGGAUCGUCGGCUUUCCCAUGCGCAGCCACUUUUGGGAUCCCAGCCGGAACCAAUGGAGUUACACCUCCAAGUGGACUAAUGAAUUCUCCAUGGUCCUCACCGCAGCAGCGUUCUACCACAGAUAUUAUCACAGUCUCUUUACCAGUUACUUGCCUGCUAGAAUAAGGAACUUCAUUGAUCAGAUCGCCAACUGCGAGGACAUAUUGAUGAACUUCCUGGUUUCAGCCGUCACCAAACUACCUCCCAUCAAAGUGACCCAGAAGAAACAGCACAGGGACGUUCCCUUGCCACAGCUGCAGAAGAACGCUACUCCUUCCAACGGGAACCUUCGUUUCUCCCAGCGCCAGGAGUGUGUGAACCAGUUUGCAGCCUGGUUUGGAUACAUGCCUCUGGUGCAUUCUCAGUUCCGUCUGGACCCUGUGCUUUUCAAAGACCAGGUUUCUGUGCUGCGCAAAAAAUACCGGCAUUUGGAGAGAGACUAGCCCAGGAGAAGCAGAACCUCUCGGGGACGGGAUGCCGGCAGAGGAGCACUUACAGAAGAAGCUCGCCCCCUACUGGAUACAAGCUACCAGCACGGCUGCACAGCUGGACAGAUCUGCUGCCUACUUGUCUGAAUGAGGCCUGUUGGAUUUUGGUCUGUUGCAGGCUUUGGAUGCAGUCAUUUCACAAGAUUGCAGACUGCAUUCCUUAGUGGGGAAUUGCCCUGGAGCCGUCUGAUUCUGAGAGGUGCAAACUCAUUCCACUGGUAAUCUGUGGAUAUGCCAGUUGAAUGUUCAGUCUUUAUUGGGUUUUACCAGUACAAAUAAAGGUUUGCAGGAAAUGA
Messenger RNA from Eublepharis macularius, 3926 nucleotides. RefSeq names its product exostosin like glycosyltransferase 1 (gene EXTL1). Lineage: Eukaryota; Metazoa; Chordata; Lepidosauria; Squamata; Eublepharidae. The coding region runs from base 1375 to 3585 and encodes 736 amino acids. Gene Ontology annotation, cellular component: membrane. The record is from RefSeq and is a predicted model, not a curated record. The transcript has 11 exons. Gene Ontology annotation, molecular function: glycosyltransferase activity.